GGCGGGUCGAGCCCGUCCCCGGCCAAAAGGAGGGAAGGGGCGGCCUGUCUCGUCGGCCCGCUCGGCCUCCUCUCCGCCGGUGAAGCGGGGCCCGGCGCGAGCACCCUGCGGGAUGCCCAAGAAGUUCCAAGGGGAGAACACCAAGUCGGCCGCUGCCCGGGCGAGGAAGGCCGAGGCCAAGGCGGCGGCUGAUGCCAAGCGGCAGAAGGAGCUGGAGGAUGCCCUCUGGAAGGAGGAGGACAAGCACGUCCUGCGCAAGGAGCAGAGGAAGGAGGAGCGGGAGAAGCGCCGCCUGGAGCAGCUGGAGCGGAAGGAGGAGCUGCAGCGGCUGCUGGAGGAGGAGGACGCCAAGCUGAAGGGGAAGGCCCCCAAGGCCCCCGGGGCCCCCAAGGUCACCCGGGCCCAGAUCGACGAGGCUCUCCGGAAGGAGGGGAAGGAGGCCCCAGACGAUGCCGGCAGCGAGAAGCCGAAGAGCCACCUGGAGGUGCCCUUGGAGGAGAACCUGAACCGGUGGGUGCUGGACGAGGGCUCCGUGGAAGCCCGCACCAUCGAGGAGGCCAUCGCGGUGCUCAGCGUGGCUGAGGACCCCGACCGGCACCCGGAGCGGCGGAUGAAAGCGGCCUUCUCGGCCUUCGAAGAGGGGAGCCUGCCCCGCCUGAAGCAGGAGAACCCCAACAUGCGCCUCUCCCAGCUGAAGCAGCUGCUGAAGAAGGAGUGGAUGAAGUCCCCCGAGAACCCCCUCAACCAGCGGCACGCGGCCUACAACAGCCAGAAAUGAGGAGGCGGAGGGGGGGCGGCUCCCCCUCCUGCCCCGCCCCCCACUCGCUCUGG
This is a messenger RNA of Pseudonaja textilis, 831 nucleotides long. It is a transcript of the gene CCDC124, whose product is annotated as coiled-coil domain containing 124. Gene Ontology annotation, biological process: transcription by RNA polymerase II. Lineage: Eukaryota; Metazoa; Chordata; Lepidosauria; Squamata; Elapidae. Gene Ontology annotation, molecular function: transcription coactivator activity. The record is from RefSeq and is a predicted model, not a curated record. Gene Ontology annotation, cellular component: nucleus.